Vicia faba (fava bean) is the source of this 1614-nucleotide messenger RNA. The record is from the annotation of a GenBank genome assembly. NCBI's taxonomy places the organism in Eukaryota, Viridiplantae, Streptophyta, Magnoliopsida, Fabales, Fabaceae.
AUGGCUAUACCAAAAUUGAUUCCUGGGUUUCGAUUCCAUCCUACUGGAGUUGAAUUGAUUAAGUACUUUCUAAAAAGGAAAGUCAUGGGGAAAAAGUUUCAUGCUGAUGUCAUUGCUGAACUUGACAUAUACAAAUAUGCACCUUGGGAUCUCCCAGAUAUGUCUUAUCUGAAAAGUGGGGAUUUGGAAUGGUACUUCUUCUGUCCGAUUGAGAAGAAGUAUGGAAGUGGGGGGAGGUUGAAUCGAGCUACUGAAAUUGGGUUUUGGAAAGCUACGGGUAAGGAUAGAGCUGUUCAACAUAAUAAUCAUACUGUUGGGAUGAUAAAAACCUUGGUGUUUCAUACUGGAAAAGCACCGCGUGGCGAUCGAACGGAUUGGGUUAUGCAUGAGUAUAGGCUUGAAGAUAAGGACCUGGCUGACAAAGGGAUUGUUCAGGAUUCAUAUGUGAUCUGUAGGGUAUUUCAAAAGGAAGGUCCUGGUCCCCAGAAUGGUGCGCAAUAUGGGAAACCAUUUAUUGAAGAUGACAGUGAUGAUGAAAUGGGGAUACCUUUUGUUGAAUCGACUGCGCAUGUUCCCAGUUUACCUGUGACACCUAUUAGUUGUGUUAUGAAUGGCCAGCAUCUUCAGCCUAGUAGAUGUAGUGGUUUUAUAUCCAUGCCAUGUCAAUCAGGAUUGACGCCUUCUCCCACUUCUGUGAAUUCAUGUCAAACAGGAUUAAUUCCUUCUCCUGAUCCUGCAAACUCAUGUCAAUCAGGAUUGACGCCUUCUCCCACUCCUGUGAAUUCAUGUCAAACAGGAUUAAUUCCUUCUCCUGAUCCUGCAAACUCAUGUCAAUCAGGAUUGAUUCCUUCUCCUGAUCCUGCAAGUUCAUGUCAAACUGGAUUGUUGCCUUCUCCCGAUCCUGCGAGUUCAUGUCAAAUUGAAUUGACGCCUUUUCCCGAUCCUGCGAAUUCAUGUCAAACUGGAUCGAUGCCUUUUCCCGAUCCUGCGAAUUCAUGUCAAACUGGAUCGAUGCCUUCUCCCGAUCCCAUGAGUUCAUGUCAAACUGAAUUGAUGCCUUCUCCCUAUCCUGCAAAUCCAUUUCAAACUGGAUUGAUGCCUUCUCCUGAUCCCGUGAAUUCAUGUCAAACUGGACAGAUGCCUUCUUCUGAUCCCGUGAACUGGUAUCAAACCGGAUCGAUGCCUUCUCCAGAACCUGUGAACUGGUAUCAAACCGGAUCGAUGCCUUCUCCAGAACCUGUGAACUGGUAUCAAACCAGAUCGAUGCCUACUCCCGAUCCUGUCAUUUCGUGUCAAACUGGAUCGAUGCCUACUCCCGAUCCUGUCAUUUCGUGUCAAACUGAAUUGACGCCUUCUCCUGACCCUGCAAGUAUUUCAUAUCCAGACAAUCAAGCUGCUAAUAAUGAUGAUGAUAUUAUAUCAAUGCUUGAUAUUUUCAAAGAUGACAACACAUUGCCUGAGGAAAAUAUUGCUGAAGGUGCACUUUUGAGUGACUUUUUUGAGGGUUUGGGAGACCUGAAUUUCUCGACCACAUUUGGAUCCUUUUACCAGAAUGCUGACUUUAGCACAGACGGAAUGGGCUUGAUAGAUCUAGACUCUGAGCUGUUCUGGUAG